AUGUUGGCCUUCGCCGCCGUUAUCUUCUCCCCCGCUCCCGGCGCGCUCCACGGUAGAACAAUCCGCUUCCCUUCUGUCUCCCGCCCAACCCUCGCUGGAUGCGUUAAGAAAACCACCCCCGAACCAGCCCGGUCUGUCUUGUCCUCACCGCGACCCGCGCGCUCCAGCCGACGGCCAUGGGUGCCACGGUGCCUCCGCGCGCUCGCCGCCACUGCCGCCGCUCUCGUGCUCGUGCUCUGUCCUCCGGAUAUCAUCCCUGCCCAUGCCUCCUCCGUCGGCGAGCGUCUGAAGCUGAGUACCCCGUAUCCCUGCGAAGACGUCAGGAGCUAUUACGGGGGCCUGGAGGGCCUGUCCGGUGAGGUGCUGAUGGCGAAGCUCGGCGCCGUCGUCUCGCCUCACGCCUCACUGCGCUACAAAGAUGUGUGGGAGGCGCUCAAGAUUCUGGAUGCAGCUGAUGCAGACCACCCAGAAGCGUCCUCUGAAGUCAUCGAGAUAUACUCACAGAGAGCUGUGCCGAAGAUCUUAGCAGGCAAGCCGGAUGGAUGGAACAGAGAACACCUCUGGCCGCGAUCAUACGGGCUAACCCGCCGUCCUUCUCUAACCGAUCUGCACAACAUUCGUCCUGCGGAUGCUAAUGUGAAUUCGUCCAGGGGAAACAAGUAUUAUGGAGGAUGUGCUACGACGUCAAAAAAAUGUUCGAGGCCAGCAAAUCGUGAAGCUGCACCUGACACUGAAACAGACAGUGAAAGAUGGGCACCCCCUUUUCAGGUGCGUGGAGAUGUAGCUAGGUCCCUGAUGUACAUGGCCGUGAGCUAUGGAUCUGGACAGAAAGAUGCAGCUCCACAUUUGGAACUUUCGGAUUCGCCAAGUAUUCAAAGGAGGAGGAUGGGUCUCCUUUCAGCUCUUAUACAAUGGAAUGAACUAGAUCCACCAUCGAGAUCAGAGCAACGUCGGAAUGAUAGAGUUUGUAGCCUUUACCAGCACAACCGAAAUCCUUUUGUCGAUCAUCCAGAGUAUGCUAAUCUUGUAUGGAGGAACACACCUAGCAAAAUUCCAAGUGUGAUGGAAAAAGUAGUGAAAGGCUUGGGUCAGUGA
Molecule: messenger RNA, 1095 nt
Organism: Triticum turgidum subsp. durum (durum wheat)
Lineage: Eukaryota; Viridiplantae; Streptophyta; Magnoliopsida; Poales; Poaceae
Source: the annotation of a GenBank genome assembly